AUGUGGUACUGGGAAUCAAACCCUUCAAAUUGUAUAUACUUCUGGGUUCUGACUAGUAUUGUAUGGUUUUUAUUGACAAGCAGAAAGUUAAAUGCAAUAGCUGCCAUGUGGCAACUUGUGUGUCAUUGAAGGUAAUUGUUACCAAAACUUUACAAUUGAGACAUGAGACUCCAAAAUUAUUGAAAUAUAUCAUUUUGGUCCUGCUAAAUCUUGGUAGUAAGAAGGAAUUUCCCAUUCAUACACCUUAGCAGUUUAGCAGGCAUGGUUGACCAUGGGAUAGUCCUCUUCAGGGCUAAGGCUUCAGCUCCUUAAUUAAUCCUUACUCCAGAAAGGACAUCUCCCAAACCUGAGAGUGCAAGUUUUGGGUACCCAAUCUGCAUUCAUGUCUUUUAUUUCUCAUAAUUGCUUUGUUUAUAGGUUCUAAUGCAACGGUGAAUCAAAGGAUUUCUCUUAGUUACUGAGUAUCAAGGAUCUUAGAAGGUAAUUUAGUAAAUGAUUUUUGCAGUGCAAAUUAGGCCUUUAUCUAUGUACAAUUUGUUGCUUUGUAACAAUUUAAUAUAUACUUUUAUUUCAUGUUCUUCAAGUUUAAUGUAUUGACAUUUUUGCAAAAUUGUGCAACUUCCUGGAUGGGACACACAACAGUGUUUAGAUGUGCACCUGCUGAGGUGAUAUAGGUAGUGUUCCACACUAGAUCAAUUUGUGGUUGCCAACAUGAGUUUUUUGCGUGCAAAGAGGCGUGGACUGCUCAUACUCUUUGGCAUCGGAGCUUGUGCUCUUGUUGUGGCACUAUUCAUAACUAGCAGUUCAGUUAGCUCUCCAAAGCCAGCCCUUAGUGAAAAUGAUCACAGCUCUCUCAAUGAAGGAAGUCAGGAAACAAUGAACGAACGGCACGGUAGUCGUCACAAGGCUUUUGAAGCAAGACUACUAGCCAAUGUCAACAAAACAAAAGAGGUUCAGAGCUCAAAACAGCAUGCCAGCCACAAUACUCUUGGUCGUGAACCUGUCGGUAUUAUAUUGGGAAAAAACUAUGCCUCUGCUUGGGAUCGAAAGCAUCGCGAACGCGCGCAAUCCUUACAGAAAGAAGUCAUUAAAAACAACGCCAUUUUUGACAAUCAACUGAGUCACAAACUUGUUCAUUUGGAUUUGAAAGGAGCGCCACCUAAAAUAAGCUAUCUACGAGUUCUGAUCCCGUAUAUGAAGGAGAUGGGCGCCACUGGCCUCCUUAUAGAGUAUGAAGACUCUUUUCCAUACUGGGGUCCUCUCGCAUCUCUUGCUGCGCGUAAUGCUUAUACCCGUAAAGAAAUUUCGGAAAUUCUCGCCAUUGCUAGGGGACUGCACAUGGAAGUGAUUCCUAUAAUUCAGUCAAUUGGACACAUGGAGAGUUUGCUAAAACUGAAGGAAUUCCAAGAUAUGAGGGAGGUUCCAAACUAUCCCCAGGUUAUCUGCCCAACAAACAACAGAACAAUACCUUUAAUCAAAUCUAUCAUUGAUCAAAUAACUGAGCUUCAUCCUGGCCUGAACUGGCUGCAUAUCGGCGCUGAUGAAGUCUUCAACAUGGGCGAGUGUAUGAGGUGCCAGGCUUUCAUGGUAGCCAAUGACUAUGGCAAGAGUGAAAUGUUCCUCUAUCACAUCGGAAAGAUAGCCAAGUAUGUAAAAGACGUGUACGACAUCCAGCCUAUCAUUUGGGAUGACGAGAUUCGUAAGGCCGCUGCAAGCACCAUAAAAAAGUCCGGCAUAAAAGAGUAUGUGGAGAUCAUGGUGUGGAAAUAUGAUCCAGGGAUCAUGGCUGACCUGAGGAUGGACGUUUGGGAAAAAUACAUUGAGUCUUUCGCGGGUGUUUGGAUAGCAAGCGCUUUCAAAGGUGCCUCCAACCCCGACUCCUUCAUCACCAAUAUUAGUGAGCGUCUCAACAACCACAAAGAGUGGAUGGAGCUAGUGGACAUGUACAAGAGCGUUAUCCCGUUCCGUGGCAUCACAUUGACGGGCUGGCAACGGUUCGAUCAUUUCUCGGUGUUGUGCGAAUUGUUGCCACAGGCAAUCCCUUCUCUGGCGGUCAACCUCAUGUACGUGACGCAGAGGCAGGCGGACCACACAGCCCUUAGCAAAGUCGGCCAGGCUCUCAACUGUAACUCUUAUCUCAACUUGGAUCUGAAGUACCUCGAUUUCGUAAACAAGUGCAAUUUCCCAGGUAGCAAUUUCUAUGAGAUUGCUCAACGCCUCCAUAUUCUUCAUAAAGAUGUCGCUAAAAUGUACGCAAACCCACAUGUUAAAGGCUGGGUUUCCGAGUACAACAUCCAGCAUAACUUUGCAAGUCCGCAGCACGUUGAGCAAGGACUCCAAGACUUGGCUAUGCUGCUGUUUGAGGUUCGCAAACUCAAAGUUGAUGCUGAAAAAGUUUUAGCUGAAGUUUAUGAUGAGUAUACAGUGCAUGAAUGGAUAGAGCAAAACCUACUCAAAUUGCUCAAUGAACUCAGCACUUUGCACAAAACAUGUCUGCGUCUUCUGUCCAUAACUCAUUGGCCGCGACGUCCAUUAGAGGUGAGCCACGAAAAAGAACUCUAGUGGCUCACAUAGAUCGGAACAAGUUCUAGUCUUUUUUCAUUUUCCCUUUCCGUAGCUUUACCAUGACUUCAUCUCAAAAUAAUUUCACCAAAGAAUUGGAUAGCAUCUGCUUCAACUUUUCGGCGAGACGAGCUUUAGCUUACAUCUUGCACCGUGUAAUGAAUUGUUUUAAGGUACUUUAAACUCGGGAAUUAAUGACACCGUGUGACAAUUGUGGCUCAUCUUUAUUAAUUGUUUAGUAAGCGCACAUUUUCAAUUUGAUGAUGACACUAGAUUUUUGCACUCUUUACAAAAUCUUAGUGUACGAGUUACUGCGUUCAUUGAAUAUCUGGCGCGCAAAGUUGUUUAUAGUGUGUGUUAAUUUAUUUUUUCCCCUACGAAAAUAUUGUUAAAUGCUGUAUGUGUGGCAGUUUUUCCAUCUACUUUGGCCAUCAAUAUCUGUUCAGUAACGUGCAUAGAUCUAGUCAGUUUGUAUUAAUUAUUAUCAGUUAUGUUUUGUAUUUGCCUGCAAGUUUUAUUAUCAUAUAGAAUUAUAGAUCAUCAAGCUUUCAACUCAAUCUAGAACUUAGUGUUCGAAAUUAGAGGACGGUGAACGCACUUGGCAAUGAUUUGGAUGAAAUUUUUUAGUCUUCUCAUAUAUAUUUGACUAUUCUAUUUUCACAUAUCUCUUUGUAACCUCGGAUUUUUAUAAUCAUUCUCUUGUAUUUAUGCGUACAAUACUCGAUACUUUAAUCUCACUGCCCAACUGAACUCUUACUUCGAGUAAUUACGUAGUAUGUCUAUCAAUUUCAAAACCUUCACUCUUUUGUUGAGUGCACUCAGGAGGCUUACUGAUAAUUAAUGAACAUCGUGGAGCAAAUGCAUCAUACGAUAGAAUAAUUUCUGGUUCCUAUGUAAGUUGCUCCAGGAAUACAUAUGGACAAGAGAAAAUCUGCCUCAAAACAUUCUCAAUGCGAUGAAAUAUUGCAGCCGAUGU
Hyalella azteca is the source of this 3538-nucleotide messenger RNA. Its product is annotated as hexosaminidase D. Gene Ontology annotation, biological process: carbohydrate metabolic process. The coding region runs from base 712 to 2562 and encodes 616 amino acids. Gene Ontology annotation, molecular function: hexosaminidase activity. Lineage: Eukaryota; Metazoa; Arthropoda; Malacostraca; Amphipoda; Hyalellidae. The transcript is spliced from 2 exons. The record is from RefSeq and is a predicted model, not a curated record.